AUUAAUGAACAACCCUAAAUUUAAAAAUUUAUGAAAAAUCAUUGCUCCACAGUCCAGUAGUCCACCCCUUCGACUCACAUAAAUGCAAAAAUGGUAAAAGUGUCGCAAAGUUUCUUGUUAUUAUAGAUCAAAAGUUGUGAUCUACCUUUCAAAGCUUGAUGGCCAAGCUUUGAUCACCACUCCUAAUCGCAGACUGCAAUUAUAAUAUAGAUCUUAUCAAUGUCGGGAUUAUCCUGCGAUUUCAGAUGGCUUCUCCUUAUUGCUGCUGCCGCAUUCAUCUACAUCCAGAUGCGGUUGUUCGCUACACAAUCAAAGUAUGCUGAUCGCCUUGCUUCUGCGGUGGAGGCUGAGAAUGAUUGCACAAGACAGACACGAUUAUUUAUUGAUCAAAUUAGCAUGCAACAAGGACGUAUUGUGGCAUUAGAAGAGGAGAAAAAACGACGAGAUGAAGAAACUGCUCAGCUGAGAGGACUUGUCCAAGAUCUUGAAUCGAAAGGUCUUCAGAGAUUCACAGAUAAUUUAGAGGUACAAGUGGCAGCUGUUGUGGUGAUGGCAUGUAACCGUGCUGAUUACUUGGAAAGAACUAUCAAAUCUAUUUUGAAAUAUCAUGGCUCUGUAUCAUCAAAGUAUCCACUAUUUAUAUCCCAGGAUGGGUCAGACUCAAAUGUCAAAAACAAGGCACUGAGCUACAAUCAAAUAACUUACAUGCAGCAUUUGGAUUAUGAAGCUGUUCGAACGGAAAGGCCUGGGGAAUUGAUUGCAUACUAUAAAAUUGCACGUCAUUAUAAAUGGGCACUGGAUAAGUUGUUCUACAAACAUAAUUUUAGCAAGGUGGUCAUUCUUGAAGAUGACAUGGAGAUUGCCCCCGACUUUUUUGAGUAUUUUGAGGCUGCAGCUAGUUUACUUGACAGAGACGGGUCAAUUAUGGCUGUUUCCUCCUGGAACGAUAAUGGACAGAAGCAGUUUGUGCAUGAUCCUUAUGUGCUCUAUCGUUCUGAUUUCUUUCCUGGGCUUGGAUGGAUGCUGUCUAAAACUAUAUGGGAUGAGUUAUCACCAAAGUGGCCCAAGGCUUAUUGGGAUGAUUGGUUGAGGCUGAAGGAGAACCACAAGGGUCGACAAUUUAUAAGACCAGAAGUUUGCAGAACAUAUAACUUUGGUGAGCAUGGUUCAAGUCUUGGGCAGUUUUUCAGGCAAUAUCUAGAGCCAAUUAAGCUCAAUGAUGUGGAUGUUAAGUGGAAGUCAAUGGAUCUAAGCUAUCUAAUGGAGGACAACUAUUUGAAAUACUUUGCUAGCCUUGUUAAAAAGGCUGCACCUGUACAUGGAAUUUUUGAUGUGGUGAAGGUCAAUGAUGUAGAUGGUGAUGUACGCAUUCAGUAUGAGGAUCAGUCAGAGUUUGAAAGCAUUGCUAGGCAGUUUGGCAUAUUUGAAGAAUGGAAGGAUGGUGUUCCAAGGACAGCAUACAAAGGAGUUGUAGUUUUCCGAUACCAUAGCUCAAAACGUAUCUUCUUUGUUGGCCGAGAUUCCCUAAAGCAACUUGGGAUUGAGUAACCCUGAAUGUAUAUACAGGAUGGUGUUCCAAGGACAGCAUACAAAGGAGUUGUAGUUUUCCGAUACCAUAGCUCAAAACGUAUCUUCUUUGUUGGCCGAGAUUCCCUAAAGCAACUUGGGAUUGAGUAACCCUGAAUGUAUAUACAGGUUUGCAACUAUAUUGUCAUUUAUGAUUUUAAUGUUGUCCCUUGUGUUAGGUUCACAAGAAAAGAGAGAAUGACUUGAGUGUAUUUUUUGGGGCGGUAAAAUUGAGAAAUGAGUAAGAGGUCGCAAUUAGGCUGAAAAUUUCGGCAAGAGCUUGUUCUAAAGGGUGUUGAUGCUGUUGUUAAAUUGUUGAAGCGCAAGCUUCUCAUGCAGUUCUAUUGCUGUUUGAUUAUGCAACAAAAGUUGGACUUGUCAUAGGAUUUUUUAGGUUUUGCAAAUAGUUGUAUAUCGAAUUAAACCCGGAAUAGUAGUGUAGAUCUUUCAGACCAUAAAACCUUCUUGUAAUCUGAUCACGUUGCAUAUUUUAUUAUUGGAUACUACAAUAGACUAUACUAUAGCAACUA
Messenger RNA from Amaranthus tricolor (Joseph's coat), 2096 nucleotides. Its product is annotated as alpha-1,3-mannosyl-glycoprotein 2-beta-N-acetylglucosaminyltransferase. The transcript has 19 exons. Gene Ontology annotation, molecular function: alpha-1,3-mannosylglycoprotein 2-beta-N-acetylglucosaminyltransferase activity. The record is from RefSeq and is a predicted model, not a curated record. NCBI's taxonomy places the organism in Eukaryota, Viridiplantae, Streptophyta, Magnoliopsida, Caryophyllales, Amaranthaceae. The coding region runs from base 220 to 1548 and encodes 442 amino acids. Gene Ontology annotation, cellular component: Golgi apparatus.